Molecule: messenger RNA, 6626 nt
Organism: Oncorhynchus nerka (sockeye salmon)
Lineage: Eukaryota; Metazoa; Chordata; Actinopteri; Salmoniformes; Salmonidae
Product: myosin heavy chain, fast skeletal muscle-like
Exons: 40
Coding region: 719-6514 (1931 amino acids)
Biological process (GO): muscle contraction
Cellular component (GO): myosin filament; myosin II complex; cytoplasm
Molecular function (GO): actin filament binding; ATP binding; microfilament motor activity
Source: RefSeq, a predicted model, not a curated record
GAUUGGAAUUUACACUUGGCAUGGAAGUAUAAUACCCAUUCUGCAUGUUUUCUAUACAGCAGGAUUACACUAGGGUUUUAAUUCGAUUUCUAAUAAGGUCCUGGGCUCUUUCUGCCCAAAUACAAACAGAUUAACAGCUGAGUAUCUCCAUGCUAUUGAUUUAUGUUAGAUUGAUGUUUUAAACUAGGAAUAUAAACGAUGGAACUACACAUUAUAGAUGGAACAUCUAUAUGCCUGGCAAAAUAUACAAAUGCUGAAAUGCCAUUUCCUGUCACAUACAUCAAGGACCAAUUAAGAUCAUGCUUAGAAUAGGAUCACAAAUGUAUCCUUAUCUUUGCUUCAUCUUAAAUGGAUAGCUGUCCCUCCAAAAAAUGUUAAGACGCAAACUAUUUCAAGGUUUCACAUUUCUCCAAUUCCAUCCAUCGGUUUAUGUAACGUCUGCCCUCUGCCUCUGAAAACCAUUGUCUGGCCACCAUGCCACUAGAUCCCAGAAUAAGCCCCAUAAUGAGAGAUGACAGAGAACUAAUCAGGGGGGUGGCUUACUUUUCCAUGCCCAAAACAACGGGAAGGAUAUGAGGGGCGACCCAAAUUAUCUCAAUAAAAGCCGCCCCAGUGAGUCCCUUUGAUUACUGAGGGAUCCGUCUAAGGGAGAACUCUGGUGAGUGAAACAAAACAGCAACAUUUUCUCAGUGAGUCUGGAUUUGGUAAAAGCCCAGCCAUGAGUACGGACGCAGAGAUGGCCAUUUUCGGCGAGGCAGCCAUAUACCUCCGGAAACCGGAGAGAGAGAGGAUUGCUGCUCAGAACAUCCCAUUUGAUGCCAAGACAGCCUGCUAUGUGACCGACAGCAAAGAGCUGUACCUCAAAGGCAACAUCCAGAAGAGAGACGGUGGCAAAGUCACUGUAAAGAUUACUGGUGGACAAGGUGUAACAGUGACGGAGGAUGAUGUGUAUCCAAUGAAUCCUCCUAAAUUUGAUAAGAUUGAGGACAUGGCCAUGAUGACCCACCUCAACGAGGCCACUGUGCUGUAUAACCUCAAAGAGCGUUACGCAGCAUGGAUGAUCUAUACCUACUCUGGGCUGUUCUGUGUUACUGUGAACCCCUAUAAGUGGUUACCAGUCUACAACCAGGAGGUGGUAGUGGCCUAUAGAGGGAAGAAACGCAUGGAAGCCCCGCCUCAUAUCUUCUCUGUCUCUGACAACGCAUAUCAGUUCAUGCUCACUGACCGAGAGAACCAGUCUGUCCUUAUCACUGGAGAAUCUGGUGCAGGGAAGACUGUGAACACUAAGCGUGUCAUCCAGUACUUUGCGACAAUCGCAGUGUCUGGGAAGAAAGAAUCUACCAGUGGCAAAAUGCAGGGCUCGCUGGAGGAUCAAAUCAUUGCAGCCAACCCCCUGCUAGAGGCCUAUGGGAAUGCCAAAACUGUGAGGAACGACAACUCCUCACGAUUUGGUAAAUUCAUCAGGAUUCAUUUUGGAACCACUGGAAAGCUAGCAUCAGCUGAUAUUGAGACAUACUUGCUGGAAAAGUCCAGAGUGACAUUCCAGCUUGCUGAUGAGAGAAGUUAUCACAUCUUCUAUCAAGUAAUGGCCAACCACAAGCCAGAGCUGAUAGAGAUGCUGCUCAUCACAACCAACCCAUAUGAUUUCCCCAUGAUCAGUCAGGGGCAGAUCACUGUGACCAGCAUCGUAGACAAAGAUGAACUGGUCGCCACCGAUACUGCUAUUGAUAUCUUGGGCUUCACGCUGGAUGAAAAGAUGGGCAUCUUCAAGCUGACAGGUGCUGUGAUGCAUCAUGGGAACAUGAAGUUCAAGCAGAAGCAGAGGGAGGAGCAAGCAGAGCCAGACGGCACUGAGGUGGCUGACAAAAUUGCCUACCUCCUGGGCCUGAAUUCUGCAGAUCUGCUAAAAGCUCUCUGCUACCCCAGAGUGAAGGUUGGAAAUGAAUAUGUCACCAAGGGACAGACAGUCCAGCAGGUCCAUAAUUCAGUUAUGGCCCUGGCAAAAUCCAUCUACGAGAAGAUGUUCUUGUGGAUGGUUAUCCGCAUUAACCAGAUGUUGGACACCAAGCAGCCAAGGCAGUUCUUCAUUGGUGUCCUGGACAUCGCUGGGUUUGAGAUCUUUGACUACAACAGUCUGGAGCAGCUGUGUAUCAACUUCACCAACGAAAAACUGCAACAGUUUUUCAACCACCACAUGUUUGUGCUGGAACAAGAGGAGUACAAGAAAGAGGGAAUUGAGUGGGAGUUCAUAGACUUUGGAAUGGACUUGGCCGCCUGCAUUGAGCUCAUUGAGAAGCCAAUGGGCAUCUUUUCCAUCCUCGAAGAGGAGUGCAUGUUCCCCAAGGCUUCAGACACCACCUUCAAGAGCAAGCUGUACGACCAGCAUCUGGGAAAGACUGGCUGCUUUCAGAAGCCCAAGCCUGCCAAAGGCAAGGCCGAGGCCCACUUCUCCCUGAUGCACUAUGCCGGAACUGUCGACUACAACAUCUGUGGAUGGCUGGACAAGAACAAGGACCCGCUGAACGAGUCUGUGGUCCAGCUGUAUCAGAAGUCUGCUGUUAAACUGCUGUCUCUCUUAUAUGCAAGCUUUACACAAGCAGAUGAUCUUAGCAAGAAAGGUGCCAAGAAGAAAGGUGGCUCCUUCCAAACAGUGUCUGCUUUGUUUAGGGAGAACUUGGGCAAGCUGAUGACAAACCUCAGAUGCACUCAUCCUCACUUUGUGCGCUGCUUGAUUCCCAACGAGUCAAAGACUCCAGGUCUCAUGGAGAAUGCCUUGGUGAUCCACCAGCUGAGGUGUAAUGGUGUGUUAGAAGGUAUCAGAAUCUGCAGAAAAGGUUUCCCAAGCAGAAUCCUGUAUGGUGAUUUCAAGCAAAGGUACAAAGUAUUGAAUGCCAGUGUUAUCCCCGAUGGCCAGUUCAUUGACAACAAGAAAGCUUCAGAGAGGCUCUUGGGGUCAAUUGAUGUGGACCACACUCAGUACAAAUUUGGGCACACCAAGGUGUUUUUUAAGGCUGGGCUGCUGGGAACUCUGGAGGAGAUGAGAGAUGAGAAGCUGGCAGCGUUGGUUACAAUGACUCAAGCGCUCUGCAGAGGCUUCGUCAUGAGGAAGGAGUUCAAAAAGAUGAUGGAGCGAAGAGAAUCUAUCUUCAUCGUCCAGUACAACAUCCGCUCCUUCAUGAACGUGAAACACUGGCCAUGGAUGAAGCUGUACUUCAAGAUCAAGCCCCUGCUGAAAAGUGCUGAGACAGAGAAGGAAAUGGCCACCAUGAAGGAAGAGUUUGCCAAGUGCAAGGAGAACCUGGCCAAGGCUGAAGCCAAGAAGAAGGAACUAGAGGAGAAAAUGGUCUCUCUUCUGCAGGAAAAUAACGAUCUUCAGUUACAAGUAGCUUCGGAAAGUGAGAACCUUUCAGAUGCGGAGGAGAGAUGUGAGAGUCUCGUCAAGAACAAGAUCCAGCUGGAGGUCAAAGCUAAAGAGCUGAGUGAGAGACUGGAGGAUGAGGAGGAGAUCAACGCUGAGCUGACCGCCAAGAAGAGGAAGCUGGAGGACGAGUGUUCUGAGUUAAAGAAGGACAUUGAUGAUCUGGAGCUCACCCUGGUUAAAGUGGAGAAAGAGAAACAUGCCACUGAAAACAAGGUGAAAAACUUGACUGAAGAAGUGUCAACACUGGAUGAAACCAUUGUUAAAUUAUCCAAGGAGAAGAAAGCCCUCCAAGAAGCCCACCAGCAAGUCUUACAUGAUCUCCAGGCAGAGGAAGAGAAAGUCAACACUCUGACCAAAGCCAAGGCCAAGCUGGAACAGCAAGUGGACGACGUAGAGGGCUCUCUUGAACAAGAGAAGAAACAUUCCAUGGACCUUGAGAGAUCCAGGAAGAAGAUUGAGGGAGAUUUAAAACAUGCCCAGGAAUCCAUAAUGGAUCUGGAGAAUGAAAAACAGCAAAUGGAUGAAAAGCAGAAGAAGAAAGACUUUGAAAUCUGUCAUCUUGCUGGGAAAAUGGAGGAUGAGCAAGCCCUUGGUGCCCAGUUGCAGAAGAAACUAAAGGAACAUCAGGCCCGUAUUGAGGAGCUGGAAGAGGAGAUUGAGGCAGAACGUGCUGCCAGGGCUAAGGUGGAGAAACAGAGGUCUGAUCUCGCCAGGGAACUUGAGGAGAUCAGCGAGAGGCUUGAAGAAGCUGGUGGAGCCACCAUUGCUCAGAGUGAGGUGAACAAGAAGCGAGAGGCCGAGUUUCAGAAACUGAGACGAGACCUGGAGGAGUCAACUCUGCACCAUGAGGCUACUUCUGCUGCCCUGCGUAAGAAACACGCAGAAAGUAUGGCCGAGAUGGGAGAGCACAUCGACAACCUGCAGCGAGUCAAGCAGAAGCUGGAGAAGGAGAAGGGAGAAUACAAAAUGGAGAUCAGUGACCUGGUCAGCAACAUGGAGUCGAUGUCCAAAUUGAAGAGUAACCUGGAGAAAAUGUGCCGAAGUCUUGAAGAUCAAAUCAGCGAGCUAAAGGCCAAAAGCGACGAAAGUCAGCGAAACGUCACUGACAUCACUGUUCAAAAAGCAAGAUUCCAAACAGAGAAUGGCGAGCUUUCUCGUCAGCUGGAGGAGAGAGAAUCACUGGUAUCCCAGCUGACCAGAAGCAAACAGGCUUUGACAUCGCAGGUGGAUGAACUGAAGAGGCUGGCUGAAGAGGAGCUUAAGGUCAAAAAUGCCCUAGCCCAUGUCCUCCAAUCAUCCCGCCAUGACUGUGACCUGCUGAGGGAGCAGUUCGAGGAGGAGCAGGAGGCCAAGGCAGAGUUGCAGCGCGGCAUGUCCAAGGCCAAUGGAGAGGUGGCUCAGUGGAGAACCAAAUAUGAGUCUGAUGCCAUCCAGAGAACAGAAGAGCUGGAGGAGGCCAAGAAGAAGCUUGCCCUGCGUCUUCAGGAUGCUGAAGAGACCAUUGAGGCUGUGAACGCUAAGUGUUCCUCUCUGGAGAAGAGCAAGCAGAGGCUGCAGGGAGAGGUGGAGGACCUGAUGAUUGAUCAGGAGAAAAAUAAUGCCUGGGCCGCUAACCUGGACAAAAGGCAAAAGAACUUUGACAAGGUUUUGACUGAAUGGAAGCAGAAGUAUGAGGAGAGUCAGGCUGAGCUGGAAGGUUCCCAGAAAGGGUCUCGUGCUAUGAGCACUGAGCUCUUCAAAAUGAAGAAUUCUUACGAGGAAUGUCUGGAUCAGCUGGAGACCAUGAAAAGAGAGAACAAGACACUGCAGCAGGAGGUCACAGACCUGAGUGAUCAGCUUGGUGAGACUGGGAAGAGCAUCCAUGAAGUGGAGAAGGCCAAGAAGAUUAUAGAGACUGAGAAAGCAGAGAUCCAGACAGCUCUUGAGGAAGCAGAGGCCUCUCUGGAGCAUGAGGAGUCCAAGAUCCUACGUGUGCACCUGGAGCUGGCCCAGGUCAAAGGCGAAGUGGGCAGGAAGCUAGCGGAGAAGGACGAGGAGAUGGAUAAGCUAAAAUGCAACAGCCAGAGGUUGAUUGAGUCCAUGCAGAGCACUCUGGAAGCUGAGGUCAGGGGCAGGAAUGAUGCUCUCAGGUUCAAACGCAAAAUGGAGGCUGAUCUUAACGAGUUGGAGGUCCAGCUGAGUCAUGUCAACCGGCAGUCUGCUGAGGCCCAGAAACAGCUGAGGAAUGUCCAGGGACAACUUAAGGAUGCCCAGCUGCACCUGGAUGAGGCUCUGCGUAGCCAGGAGGACCUGAGGGACCAGGCAGCCAUGGUAGAGCGCAGGAGCUCCCUGAUGCAGGCCGAAGUGGAGGAGCUGAGGGCUGCCCUGGAGCAGACGGAGAGGAGCCGCAAGAUGGCCGAGCAGGAACUGACUGACGCCUGUGAGAGAGUGGGGCUGCUGCAUUCCCAGAACAUCAACCUGAUGAGCACCAAAAAGAAGCUGGAUGCUGACCUCACCCAACUCCAGGCUGAGGUUGAGGAUGCUGUCCAGGAGGCCAGGAAUGCAGAGGAGAAAGCCAAGAAGGCAAUCACGGAAGCAGCCAUGAUGGCUGAGGAGCUGAAGAAGGAACAGGACACCAGCGCUCACCUGGAGAGGAUGAGGAAAAACCUGGAGGUCACAGUCAAGGACCUGCAGGUCCGUCUGGACGAGGCUGAGAACUUGGCCAUGAAGGGAGGCAAGAAGCAGCUCCAGAAACUGGAGACCAGGGUGCGAGAGUUGGAGGGAGAACUGGAGACUGAGCAGAGGAUGGGAGUUGAUGCCAUCAAAGGAGUCAGGAAAUAUGAGAGGAGAGUCAAGGAACUCUCCUACCAGGCAGAGGAGGACAAGAAGAAUGUCUUCAGACUCCAGGACCUGGUGAACAAGCUGCAGCUGAAAGUAAAGGCAUACAAACGCCAGGCUGAGGAAGCUGAAGAGCAGGCUAACACCCACCUGAAUAAGUUCAGGAAAGUGCAACAUGAACUGGAGGAGGCAUCCGAGAGGGCUGAUCUCGCUGACUCCCAGGUCAACAAGAUGAGAGCCAAGAGCAGAGACACGGGCUCAACGAGCAAAGAAUAGUGAAGAGAAGAUAUGACUCAGAAGACUCCUAAAAUAGGAGUUUUGAAUGACUUAUGUACUACGCAUGCUUGGCUCACUGUAUGUGCUGUAUUAUUAAACGCACAUAAUAUGG